AACACUGUAGAAGCUAAUACAAAUACUCAGCCGGAUAGUUAGACAUUACCUGUACCUAGCUGUUGUUUCUGCAUUGUUUCUCCUUUGUUUGCGAGGCCAUAAUGUCUGAUGAGGAAGAGGACUAUAUGUCUGAUGCAUUUCUAAGUAAAAUACAAGAUGUGAAACCAGGAGUCAGCAUGGUGAAGCGGGUAAAAGAAGCAAUGAAGAGGGAGGCGCAGCAAAAGGAGAAGAACAUUAAGAACCGGCAGAAGACCUACAAGGAGCAGGAGAAGGAAAGUCGAGAAGCAGCUUUACAGAGCUCCAUCAGCAACGAGAACAAGGGAUUUGCACUUCUGCAAAAAAUGGGUUACAAAGCUGGUCAAGGCCUCGGGAAGGAGGGAGCUGGGAGAGUUGAUCCAAUUCCUCUAAACAUCAAAACCGACAGAGGUGGCAUUGGAAUGGAAGAGGUGAAGAAGAGAAAAGCUGAGGAGGAACUUGAACAAUAUCGACAGAAAGUACGAGCCAAACAACAGAAUGAGACCAAAUCGCUGGAAGAUUUUAGGUCAAGAGUAAGGACAGAAAGAGAGGAGCGUAAGAUUGAAGGAGAUCUCAGACGGAGUCAGCGAGCUUGUGAACAGCUUGACAGUCAGAAGGGCAUCACUGUCCCUAGAGAAGACUGGUACUGGCCAAAAGCAGACGCCGAUGAUGAGGAAGAUGCUCACAAGGAGGAGGAGGAGGAGGAAGAAGAGGAGAUUGUGGAAUUAACUUCAUUUGACAAACUGCAAAUUUUGACAUCCUAUUUGAGAGGAAUCCAUUUUUACUGUAUCUGGUGUGGGACCACCUAUGAUGAUGAAGAGGACUUGUGCUCUAACUGUCCUGGGGAUACAGCAGCAGACCAUGAAUGAACUUGAUAAAAAAUCUGUGCAGAUAUUCCUAGUGAAAACAUAGUUACAAAUGUUUGACCCCUAGAAUCAUUAUAUGUGUGAGUGGAGACAGCAUUUUACACAGCUGAGUUAAUAAAGUGAUCAGGAUUGGAGCAAGAUUUAAUUUGGUUAUCUUUUUUGAAUCUGCUGGCCAUCUCUGGAAAACUUCAGUGCUAAUUGUCAGUGGUAGUCUUUUUUUGUUUGUUUGUUUUACAUUUAAAAGUCCUGUGGGAAAUUUAUGAUACCUUUUUAACAUUUAUAUUUUGAAAAGAUGCACUGUGUUUUCAUUAAACAGGUCUGAAUUACCAAACAAAAUACAAGAUGUCAUUAUACCCCUAAACUUUAAAUGAGUGUGGAAAUUAUUAUUAUUUCGAUAUUCUGUCCUGUCAGUACUGGAUUUCAAUAUUAUUUAUCUUCUUAGCAGAAAAUGUUAUAUUCUGUAUCUGAUAACUUCAUUAUGGCUGCCUUUGUGCUUUCAUUUGUUCUUCUGAAGUGCUGAAAUGUAAUAAACGGA
Molecule: messenger RNA, 1416 nt
Organism: Toxotes jaculatrix (banded archerfish)
Lineage: Eukaryota; Metazoa; Chordata; Actinopteri; Toxotidae
Gene: gpatch11
Product: G patch domain containing 11
Exons: 8
Coding region: 102-884 (260 amino acids)
Cellular component (GO): kinetochore
Molecular function (GO): nucleic acid binding
Source: RefSeq, a predicted model, not a curated record